Molecule: messenger RNA, 1215 nt
Organism: Effrenium voratum
Lineage: Eukaryota; Dinophyceae; Suessiales; Symbiodiniaceae
Source: the annotation of a GenBank genome assembly
AUGAAGGCCAUUGUGUCGCUGGGCUGGCGCCAGGCUUGGCGCAGCGCGUCCCUGGACUCCGUGUUCUCCGUGCUGCUGGCGAUCCUCUUUGCCACCCUCACGGUGUCCCUGGGCCAGCAGCAGCCUGUCAGUGGCGUGCUGCUGGUGGCCGCCGGGGUGCUUGUGACGACGAACCUCAUCAAGCAGCUACUCUUGAUGCAGGGCAUGUUCGUUCUGGGAAAGUUUCGCCUAUACUGGGCGACGGUGCAGAACUACGUGGAUUGGUGCCGCAUUGGGCUCAGCUACAGCGUCCUUGGCCUCAGCUAUGCCCAAUGGGCUGCGCCCUCUGCUGAGCUCAGCGUGCUGCUGGCCGUGGCCGUGCUCUUCCGGUGGGCGGAUGUGGUCACCAGCUUCCGGGGCUACCAAUGGGUGGGCGAGAAGGUUUUGCCCAUCGAGCGUGCGCUGAUGUCCUCGCGGAUGUUUGCUGGCAUUGUGUGGGUGGCCUGCUGCGCUUUCACCAACGCCUACAUCGCCCUCCGUCUGAGCGGCUCCGAUCGCCUUUUCGACUCAUUCUUUGUGAUUUACCGCCUGGGAUUCCUCAGCGACCUGGAGCAUUCCGUGUGGAAUGGCGGCUCGCAGGACCCACAGAAGGACCUGGCAGCAGCGCUGGGCAUUGUCACUGCCUUGAUCAUGACGGUUGUGAUGAUGAACAUCUUCAUCGGCGUGCUGUCGGAAAGCUACUCGCAGGCCUACCGGAACCGCCACCUCAGCUUCCAGCGCGAGCGCGCACGGAUUGCCUUUGCGCACAGCGUGAGGAACAGGGCAUACGACGCCUGGAGAUCAACUUGCUGCUGCCGCAGGCAGAAGGAUGCCGCCAGCAGCAAGUACUUGUGGUACAGCGUGAAGCGCACUCAGGCGCAGGGGAGCCACCAGCAUCCGCCCAAGCAGCGCAGCAGCUCCGCGGGGAAGUCUAGGCGCAUGUCGACCCUGGUGCGGGGGUUGAUGCUCAACAAGACGAUGGGCUCCGAAGAUUCGGGCCGCAGGCCGCGGCUCCCGCGCCAGCCCAGUGGGGGCCACUCCGCGCACCUGCCGCCGCCCCUAGCAAAGCCGGCCUUCCAGGCGGUGGUGCCAGCGCCACCAAGCCAGAGCGAGGACGAAGGCGACAUUCCAGGCAUGGUGCUAGAAGACGACGUCCCGGUCUGGGAGAAGAUCGUCAGCGAGGGCCUGGACGCAUGA